Mangifera indica (mango) is the source of this 1338-nucleotide messenger RNA. RefSeq lists its product as uncharacterized. The transcript is spliced from 5 exons. NCBI's taxonomy places the organism in Eukaryota, Viridiplantae, Streptophyta, Magnoliopsida, Sapindales, Anacardiaceae. The record is from RefSeq and is a predicted model, not a curated record. Bases 172 to 951 code for a protein of 259 amino acids.
CCACCUUACUCUCUUUCUUUCUCAUAUUAACUUUUCUGUCUCUCAUUCUUCGCCACCCCAACGCUCUCGCUCUCUCUUUUUCCUUUUUUUUUUUUUUUGGUCUAUUCAUAUUAUCUCUGCGUAUUUCAGUAUCUGUUUGGACGAGGUGGAGCGUUUGUUUCUUUAUAGACGAUGAUGAAGGACGAGUGGGUGAGGGCGGCGAUGACGGACGACAGUGUUGUUGUGGAGCUGUUGAUGAGGUUGAAACAGACGCAAGCGUUUCCGAUGACGACGUCAGUGGCGAAAUCCGCGAUGGCGGCGGCUCUUAGGUGGGGGAUACGACAGCCGAGGUCAAGGUCUAUAAGAUGCGAUAGGGUAAAAGAAGGAGAUUCGACGAAGAGCAUAAGAGCCAGUCCUACUACUCCGCUCUCAUGGAGUGGCGACGACGGCGGCGGCGAUGCCUCUCCCUCCGCCACCGUUGACGCCUUCGAAGAAUCAAGCCGCCACCAAUCCUUUGGUACCAGAUCCAAGGGCACUGCUACAAAUGAAACGACUAGCAAUCCAACUAAGAGAUCAAGAAGAAAAAAGACAUUUGCUGAACUUAAAGAGGAAGAGAGUUUGCUCUUGAAAGAAAGGAUACAUUUGAAAAAGGAGAUAGACACUGUACGAGCUCUUUUUAAGGAGCAAAGUGCUAAAAAAGAGAAAUUGAACAGAAUGAAGCUGAAUUUGGGAUUACACUCUGCAUUUGAGCUUGAUAAAGCUGGUUCUACUCUGGUCCACAAGAGAGUAGCCUCUUCUCAUGAUCAAAUUCCUUCAAUCUCACCAUCAGAAUCCAUAAUCGUUGCAUCAUUGGGGCCCAGUGAGACGCAGAAGGCUGUACCUGAGCAUAAUAGCCUGUCCGUUUUACCUGAUCUAAAUAUGAUGCCAUCCGAUGAUGAUUCUGGCUCUGAGACUUUAUAUGGGAUGAGUUAAGGAAACUUGUCCAUUGUGUUUCUUUUCACCACGAAAGGUAAUUGCUUUGAAAUCAUAUCCUUGGCCGCUUACUUGCCGAAAGAAAUGAUCUUUUCAGGCCAAAGAGCUGGUCACAUAUGUAAAGUAUUUAAACUUCCAGGAAAAUGCCGCGAAUACAAGUCUUGCCUGUUCUGCAAUUGCAACGUAUUGCAAGGUCAAACAAAUUGGUGAGUCAUGUUGUUGCAGGUCCCAGAUUCUUCCGAAAUUCUUUGGGGUAAGCCCUCGUUACUUCUUGUUUCAGGAUUAUGUAGAAAUAACCGUGUCUAUCUUUUUAGUUGUAGGUAAACAGCUGUUGGACAGAUCUCUGAUCAAGCUUCUUAAAACUAAAUUGACAAUUUUGUUCUUCCA